AUGAUCCUCAGAAGGUUUUCUGCCAUCUGGAACAACAGCUACACCUGGGAAAGCAUCAAAGAGGUGUCCGUGAAGACCUCUUCUGUUUCUGUCACGACAGAAUUUCAUGCUGAGUGCACCUGCAAUGUGGACAAAAUGCUCUGCAGGCUGGUGGCAAACACAUCUAUCAUGAUGAAAUGCCUGAAGUAUGUAUGCCACCAUCAUAGGAAAGAAGCCAGGCACCGGAAGUUAAGUAAGAAGAGGAAGGAAGAAGAAAUUAAGGAUGAAGAGAUCUUCCCUAUUUGUCUGUACAGCCACUGCUCCAGCACGGAUACCGUGAUGCAGGAAGUAUAAGGGAAAGGACUCCUUCUUGGACAACAAUCAUAUUUUUGUGCUCUGAUAAUUGUUUAUCCAUAUUCUUUGCUAAGAUGUUGCAAAGGCAGGAGAGUGGGGAGGUCAAGGACACAGCCAAUCCGAAGUCAAUGUCUGUUUGUUUGAACGUUUAUCUAAUGAUGACAGUUUGAGAAUUGAAUGUUGUCGAUGUUCCCGUGGACAAGGUGGGGAAGGAGGAGGGGAGAAAGAGGGACUUUUAAAAAAACAUCUUUCAGAAGCAUGGUGAUGGCACUUUGAAUUUGGAACAUCAGUAAAAUAACAUUGUACUAGGCAGAAAGAAGCCCCAGUUCUCUCCUGUGAUCCAACUUCUUUGAGCCACUCCCUCCAUGCAACGCAGCUGGAAAGCUGCCUUAUUCCAGAUAGCUGGGGACUCCUCUAGCCAAAGGUGAAUCCCCAUAUGGCAUGGAACAAGAAUUAGUGCUGUACAUCAGCUCCUCCAGCACAGUGGGCAUGGCCAAGGAACAGGGGGCAUGACUGGAGAGCCGCUGUAUCCAGCAACCCCUGGCUGCUAGAACGGCCCAUUAGGGCUGUAGCUGCUGGGUCACACCAGGGGCCAAACUGCUCCCUGACCACUCUGCAUGUCAGGGAGCUGCAUGGACAGGGUAAAUCAGCUUUGUCCCUUUUCCUCUGGUCCUGCACUAAGAAUUGCUUGGCAGGACCAGAGAACCUCAGCCUGAUGCUUUGCAUUUCUGCUAUCCAGGACUUUCCUUAGGGCAUGGGCACCAAGGGUCCACCCACAGAGUUACUGGUGCGGCUCUCACCUUAGGAGCUGCAUUUGUUGUUGGAUCAAUCACCUUACAGGUCAGGCCUAGAGUAGUAUUUAAAAUUCACUUGACCUACAGACAUGGGGGUCAGAUCUUCAGCUGGUGUAAAUCAGCAUAGUUUCAUUCACUCCAAUGGAGCUGUGAUGGACUUUCACCAGCUGAGUCUCUAACCCAUGGUGAUCACAACCUCCCCUGUGUAGCU
Molecule: messenger RNA, 1338 nt
Organism: Gopherus flavomarginatus (Mexican gopher tortoise)
Lineage: Eukaryota; Metazoa; Chordata; Testudines; Testudinidae
Exons: 2
Coding region: 1-333 (110 amino acids)
Source: RefSeq, a predicted model, not a curated record